AUGGGUCGACUGAACUGGCUUCUCCUGUUGUUCCUGUUGUGGGCUUCCUUCUUUAUUCCAUUCUCUCAUCAGCUGCAAACCUACCAGGCUCAGCUCCUGAUGCAACUGAGGAAGCAUUUGGAGUACCCUCAUCAGUUGGACAUUUGGGAAAACUACAAUGGCGACCUCUGCAACUUAUCAUCUACACCAUCCAUCAGCAUUGCCUGCCAGGACAAUCUGAUUACAGAGUUGAAGAUCAUGGGAGACAUGAAGCUCUACGAGGUCAGUGAUUCUUUCACCGGCUCCCCAAUUCAGAACCAGACUCUAUCUGCCAGUUUCUCAAUUGAUUCUUUUGUCACUACUCUCACAAGGCUGACCACCUUGAAAGCUGUCUGCUUUGUUUCAUUGGGGAUUUGGGGCCCACUUCCUGAUAAGAUUCAUAGGCUGCACUCACUUGAACUCCUGGACUUGAGCUCAAAUUUCAUCUUUGGUUCAGUUCCAGCUCAAAUUUCAAGAAUGGUUAACCUUACUUCCUUGGUUCUUGGUGUAAACUACUUCAAUGGAACUCUACCCGAUUGGUUUGAUUCCUUGUCAAUGCUCACUGUUCUGAGCUUGAAGAGCAACCGUUUUGAGGGCGAGUUUCCUUCUUCAGUUAGCAGAAUCAGAACCUUAACAGAUAUCGCACUGUCCCAUAAUCAGCUCAGUGGAAAGCUCCCUGAUUUGACUGCCUUGACCAACCUCCAUGUAUUGGACUUGAGAGACAACAAUUUUCAAUCUAACCUCCCUCCAUUGCCGAAAGUUCUAGUCACUGUUCUCUUGAGCAACAACUCAUUUUCAGGAGAAGUUCCAUCACAAUUUGGACAGUUGUCACAUCUUCAACAUUUGGACUUGUCUUCGAACAAUCUCAGUGGAAUACCUCCUGCUUCUUUGUUCUCAUUGCCAAGCAUCAGUUAUCUCAACUUAGCGUCCAAUGUGUUUAGUGGGUCACUUCCAAUCCAUGUCGCCUGUGGUUCCAAGCUCGGGUUUGUCGAUAUCUCCAUGAACAAGUUGACCAGUGGACUCCCGUCUUGCUUGGAGAAUAAGAGAGUAGUGAAAUCUGGUGGGAAUUGCUUAGCAAUUCAUGCUGAUUCACAGCAUCAGGAAUCAUACUGCAAGGAGGCCAAGAUGGUGACGACGAAGAACUCGAGAUUUAGAGCAUUGGGGAUACUGGUAGCUGUCGUUACAGGAGCACUGGUUUUAAUGGGAAUCUUUACAUGUGGGGUUGUCUGUAUAUGCAGAAGAAGUUGUCGUCCUAGAAAGAAAUUUGAACAUAACAUAGUUUCCAAGGUCGUGCUGGAUAAUAGUAGUAGUACUAAUCCACCAGCUGCUGGUUUUUCCUCUGAUGUCCUAGCUAAUGCAAGAUUUAUUUCUCAAACAGCUAAGCUUGGGACACAAGGGUCUCCAGCAUGCCGUGUGUUUUCAUUGGAAGAGCUGAAGGAAGCUACAAACUUCUUUCAUUCCUCAUCUUUUAUGGGUGAAGGCUCUAGUGGGAAGGUUUACAAAGGUAGAUUGCACAAUGGCAACCUCAUCGCCAUACGAUCCCUGACAUUGUUCAAAAGACAAUCUAUCCAAAACCUUAGGGUUAGGCUGGAGUUACUAUCAAAGCUUCACCAUCCACAUCUGGUUACUCUCUUGGGUCACUGCAUUGACAGCAGUGGUCAGGACGAUAGCAACAAAGUCUUACUCGUCUACGAGUACGUGCCUAAUGGAAACUAUCGCUCCCAUUUAGCAGAAAGCUUUACUGAGAAAGCACUAAGGUGGCCAGAUAGACUAGCCAUUCUUAUAGGUGUUGCCAGAGCCGUCCAGUAUCUGCACACUGGUGUAGUUCCAGGCACAUUCAACAACCGAUUAAAGACGAACAACAUACUGCUCGAUGAACACCAGAUUGCAAAGCUCAGCGACUAUGGCAUGCCGAUUAUCACUGAAGAAUUUGAGAAACUUGAGGCUAAGGGAGAAGGAAUGAAAUCAAGUUACAGAUUAAAUUUAGAGGAUGAUGUGUACAACUUCGGGUUCAUACUACUCGAAUCACUUGUUGGGCCAAUUGUGACUGGGAAAGGAGAAACCUUCCUGCUGAAUGAAAUGGCAUCCUUUGGAAGCCAAGAUGGCAGAAGAAGGAUCGUGGAUCCAAUCGUGCUAACCACAUGCUCCCAGGAGUCACUGUCGAUCAUUGUUUCGAUCACGAGCAAAUGCAUCUCUCCAGAGCCAUCGGCCAGGCCUUCGUUCGAGGAUGUUCUCUGGAACUUGCAGUAUGCAGCUCAGGUUCAAGCCACAGCCGAUGCUGACCAGAAAUCAGAUUCAACCUCAUAGCCCCAUACCGGAAUCAGGAGAGCAUAAGUUUAUUUAUCUACAACCUUGACGAAAAAGGAAAUGAGCCAUGAACAUACAAUGACUGGCAGAACAGGCAGCUAGAUGCAGAUUAGUAGUGAUCAGAUUGCAGAGUGUAUAGAGUUGUAAAGUUCCAUACAAUAGUUGAACAAAUUAUGGCUGUAAGAUGAAGAGUUCCAUUGGGUAAUAAAGAGUUAUGAGCUAUGGUUGGCCUCCUU
Linum tenue is the source of this 2561-nucleotide messenger RNA. The record is from the annotation of a GenBank genome assembly. Lineage: Eukaryota; Viridiplantae; Streptophyta; Magnoliopsida; Malpighiales; Linaceae.